This is a messenger RNA of Tilletiaria anomala UBC 951, 464 nucleotides long. Its product is annotated as LAG1-domain-containing protein. Gene Ontology annotation, biological process: ceramide biosynthetic process. The record is from RefSeq and is a predicted model, not a curated record. Lineage: Eukaryota; Fungi; Basidiomycota; Exobasidiomycetes; Georgefischeriales; Tilletiariaceae. Gene Ontology annotation, cellular component: membrane. Bases 94 to 408 code for a protein of 104 amino acids. The transcript has a single exon. Gene Ontology annotation, molecular function: sphingosine N-acyltransferase activity.
CGAAAUUUUCCUUUCCAUAUUGCGCCUGCCUAAGCUGAGAGCUGACCCAUUCUUCUCUUGCAGUUCUACUAUCUCGUCCAGGGAGGCUUUUGGAUGCAUCAGAUCCUUGUGCUCAAUCUAGAAGCACGACGAAAAGACUGCGAGCAGAUGUUUGCGCAUCACGUCAUCGCGAUUGCUCUCAUCGUAAGCUCAUACAUCACCAAUUACCACAGGAUAGGAAAUGCCAUCCUGUGCUUGAUGGACCCAAGCGAUAUUCUACUUUCCGUGAGUGGUCGCAUUCUUACCACUAUUCGUCUGUGGCCGGCAAUCUCACGUCCCUUCCUCUCUGCUCUAUCAGGCGGCAAAAUGCUUGCGAUAUAUUGGCCCAGCAAACGCUUUGUGACAUUGACUUUGCCCUUUUCGUCCUGAGUUGGGUCAUCACGCGCCACGUGCUCUACGGAAUCGUCAUCUGGUCUGCAGCGACC